This is a messenger RNA of Dinoponera quadriceps, 470 nucleotides long. RefSeq lists its product as uncharacterized. Lineage: Eukaryota; Metazoa; Arthropoda; Insecta; Hymenoptera; Formicidae. The transcript has 2 exons. Bases 48 to 470 code for a protein of 140 amino acids. The record is from RefSeq and is a predicted model, not a curated record.
UUUAUUAACGGCAUUCACAACCGGUAACCUCUCUCGUCUCGAGGAAAAUGCAAUCUCGGGUGAUCGAUUUUGUUACGUAUGUUUUAAUUUAUCUGGCAAUUAAACAUGUUGACGGCACGAUCGACGUGAAUCUGAGUGAGCUGGAGUAUCUCGCGGCGCGAUUGGAUACGUUUGAGUGUCGACGUUUAAUCGCCGCGCUUCAUUACGCUAGUUACGACCUGCCUCAGAACUUGGCCGCUGCUGAGCGCAAAGUGGACGCAGAAAUCCCAUGCCUUCGUCAUUUGUUGCACUGGAACGAACAUCCCGCGGAAGGCAGGGGUAAAACGCACGCGGCACUCGCGCAUCGUCUUCGUCAAUUACACCGCGACGAUCUUGCCGAUUGGCUUGGUAAAACGGCCUUCAAACAACUGGGAAAGGAUUUAAACGAUGCUAUCGUGCCGUCAGUCGACGAAGAAACUACCGCCAUGUGA